Messenger RNA from Xenopus tropicalis (tropical clawed frog), 4298 nucleotides. It is a transcript of the gene actn3, whose product is annotated as actinin alpha 3. Bases 208 to 2898 code for a protein of 896 amino acids. The record is from RefSeq and is marked provisional. Gene Ontology annotation, molecular function: calcium ion binding; protein-containing complex binding. Lineage: Eukaryota; Metazoa; Chordata; Amphibia; Anura; Pipidae. Gene Ontology annotation, cellular component: actin cytoskeleton; cytoplasm. The transcript has 21 exons.
GGGCAGCAGGCUGGAAGAAGGAAGCAAGGAGCUGAAGGAGGGGAUUCCUGGUUAGAUCUCCCAGCUAUAAAACACUUAGGGCAAUUGCAGUUUAAGAAAUUGAUACCUGCUGGCCGGGGGCUGCAGGAGGCAUAGAAGGUGUGAAACUCAGAACCUGGCAUAUUUGUAGAAAGAGACAGAUAAGGUGAAUAAAUAUAGGGGGGAAAGAUGACGACCAUUGAAACACAUAUACAAUACUCCAACUCCUAUAACAUGACGGAAGAAGACUAUAUGGUACAGGAGGAAGACUGGGAUAGAGACCUACUCCUGGAUCCUGCUUGGGAGAAGCAACAGAGAAAGACCUUCACAGCCUGGUGUAACUCUCACCUCCGGAAAGCUGGCACACAGAUUGAAAACAUUGAGGAGGACUUCAGAAAUGGACUGAAAUUGAUGCUUCUGCUUGAGGUCAUUUCUGGUGAGAGAUUGCCCAAACCCGACAAAGGAAAAAUGCGUUUCCAUAAGAUUGCUAAUGUGAACAAGGCUCUGGACUUUAUUGCAAGCAAAGGGGUGAAACUUGUGUCUAUUGGUGCUGAGGAAAUUGUUGAUGGCAACCUGAAAAUGACCUUGGGUAUGAUUUGGACUAUCAUUCUACGUUUUGCAAUUCAAGAUAUUUCUGUAGAAGAAACCUCUGCAAAGGAAGGUCUGCUGCUCUGGUGUCAAAGAAAAACAGCUCCUUACAGAAAUGUCAAUGUACAGAAUUUCCACAUUAGCUGGAAGGAUGGACUUGCACUGUGUGCACUCAUCCACAGACACAGACCUGACCUGAUUGACUACUCCAAACUCAGAAAGGAUGAUCCCAUUGGUAAUCUCAACACUGCCUUUGAUGUUGCAGAAAAAUAUUUGGAUAUCCCCAAAAUGUUGGAUGCAGAGGAUAUUGUGAAUACUCCAAAGCCAGAUGAGAAGGCAAUUAUGACAUAUGUGUCCUGCUUCUACCAUGCGUUUGCUGGAGCUGAGCAGGCUGAGACUGCAGCCAACAGAAUCUGUAAAGUUCUAGCUGUAAACCAGGAGAAUGAGAAGCUGAUGGAGGAAUAUGAGAAGUUAGCAAGUGAGCUCCUGGAAUGGAUCCGCCGCACCAUCCCCUGGCUGGAGAACAGAACCCCCGAGAAGAACAUGGGUGCCAUGCAGAAGAAACUGGAAGACUUCAGAGACUACAGAAGGGUUCACAAACCUCCUCGUGUGCAAGAGAAAUGCCAGCUGGAGAUCAACUUCAACACCCUGCAGACCAAGCUGAGACUUAGCAAUCGUCCAGCAUUCAUGCCCUCUGAAGGCAAGAUGGUGUCUGACAUCGCCAAUGCCUGGAAAGGACUGGAGCAGGUAGAGAAGGGAUAUGAAGAGUGGCUGCUGCUGGAAAUCAGGAGACUGGAAAGGUUGGAGCAUUUGGCUGAGAAGUUUAAACAGAAAGCUUCUCUACAUGAGUCUUGGACUAGAGGAAAGGAAGAACUGCUGACCCAGAGAGAUUAUGAAUCUGCCUCCCUUAUGGAGAUCCGAGCUCUUGUGCGGAAACAUGAAGCAUUUGAGAGCGAUCUGGCAGCCCACCAGGACCGAGUUGAACAGAUUGCUGCCAUUGCUCAAGAGCUAAAUGAGCUAGACUACCAUGAUGCGGCUUCAGUUAACAGCCGAUGCCAGGCCAUCUGUGACCAGUGGGAUAAUUUGGGCACCCUCACACAGAAGAGGAGAGAUGCUCUGGAGCGUGUAGAGAAGCUUCUGGAAACCAUUGACCAGCUGUACUUGGAGUUUGCCAAGAGAGCAGCUCCUUUCAAUAACUGGAUGGAUGGAGCCGUAGAAGAUCUGCAAGAUAUGUUCAUCGUACACAGCAUUGAGGAAAUCCAGAGUCUCAUUACAGCCCAUGAGCAAUUCAAAGCAACACUGCCAGAGGCAGAUAAAGAGAAGAUGUCAAUUUUGGGCAUCCAGGCUGAGAUCCAGAAAAUUGCCCAAACCUAUGGAAUCAAACUGUCUGGAAUUAACCCAUACACUAACCUCACCCACCUGGAUAUUUCCAAUAAAUGGGAGACAGUGAAACAACUGGUUCCUCACAGAGACCAAACUCUGCAAGAGGAGCUUGCCCGUCAGCAGGCUAAUGAGCGCCUUCGUCGCCAGUUUGCAGCACAAGCCAAUGUGAUUGGGCCUUGGAUCCAGUCCAAGAUGGAGGAGAUUGGCCGUAUCUCUGUGGACAUCAGCGCUUCUUUGGAAGACCAGAUGAACCAUCUUAAACAGUAUGAACAGAACAUCAUCUCCUAUAAAUCCAACAUUGAUAAGCUAGAAGGUGACCACCAACUCAUCCAAGAAUCUCUCAUUUUUGAUAACAAGCACACAAACUACAGCAUGGAGCAUAUUCGCGUAGGAUGGGAGCAGCUUCUAACAACAAUUGCCAGGACCAUUAAUGAGGUUGAAAACCAGAUCCUGACACGUGAUGCCAAGGGUAUUAGCCAAGAACAAAUGAAUGAGUUCAGAGCAUCCUUCAACCACUUUGACCGAAAGAGGAAUGGCAUGAUGGACCCAGAUGAUUUCCGUGCAUGUCUAAUUUCCAUGGGAUAUGAUCUGGGUGAAGUGGAGUUUGCUCGAAUUAUGACUUUGGUUGAUCCCAACAAUACAGGAGUUGUAACCUUCCAGGCUUUCAUUGACUUCAUGACAAGAGAGACAGCAGAAACAGACACUGCUGAACAAGUUAUGGCCUCAUUCAAGAUUCUGGCUUCUGACAAGAGUUAUAUUACUAUUGAGGAACUGCGCAGAGAACUGCCACCUGAACAAGCAGAAUAUUGCAUCACUCGCAUGACAAAGUACACCGGCGCAGAUGCAAUCUCAGGAGCUCUGGAUUAUAUGUCAUUCUCCAGUGCUCUGUAUGGAGAGAGUGAUCUAUAAAAGGAAAAUCUUGCUUCCCAUGACCAUCCCAUGCUCAGCCAUUUCGCCAUGUAUUGAUGCCUGACCUUUCAGCUAAAGUCAAAUACCUUUUUAAAAUGUAGCCUUAAUUGCACAACAAAAUAUAUAUAUAUACACUUUGUUGAUUAAACCAAUAUUGAAAUGAAGCAGCAGUCAUGUGUUUGUGGCACCACUGACACAAUGAACUCUCAAUCAGGCCCAAUGUCAUACAAACCAAAUUGCUUAUGUCCUGUCAAAGUUUUAGCACUAGCAAUGAAUAUGAUGUUAGAAGAAAGCAGAAAGCAUGUCAAUGGGCAGAUCAUUUUGGCUCACAUUUGCUUGGAAGGUAACUCCCAUACAAUAAAAGCACCAUUACUUUUAUCAAGGGUCAUUUCAGCAGAGACACAGUACAAUGAUCCCUGGCCUGCACAGAUGUUUCAAUGUUUGUAUUUCAUUCUGUAUGACCCCUAAGUGUAUAUAUAUAUAUGUUUGUGAAUAUUAUUGCUGUAUUUUAAUAAAGUUAGACUGUGCAUUUUAAUUUUCACAUCUGAAUAAGUCACAAGCAUCUCUUUAAACCAGUAGUUUCUUCCAAAAUCUCUUUUUCCUAUAUCUAAAAAUAUAUCCAAUGGCAAAGAAGUGUGUCGCUAAAUAUGUAAAAAACAAUCAGUACAAAUAUAGCCAUUAAAAUGCAGAUUUUAGGGGCAUCUAUUUGCAUUCAUUUGGGUGAAGGUACAAUAUUUUCCAGUCUUGAGAAAAUUCUAAUAAAGAGGGAAUAUCAAUUGUAAAUGAUGUUAAUAUUUAAGAGUUUCAUUGAUGACAUAAUCAGUUCACCUCUAUAUUCAUAUCUAGGAAACCAAAUCUUAAAUCUCUACUUUACAAAAUGACGUCACUGCUGGUUGAAUGACAUAUUCAUAUUAACAUAUUAAUUACAUUCAUAAAGACAGAAUUUGUCCAUAGAAACAGUUGUAAUGCAUGGAGAAGUGGUGUUAAGGAUUUUAAUGUGAAAAGAAUGACAUGGGUAAUAUGCAGAAGUUUGAAACUGGUGAAAUACUUUAUGCAAAAAUAUUAGUAAAAAAAUGUUCACACUUGUAUUUUCUAUCAAAAAAUGUCAAAUAUAAGAUGAAGACUUUCCCUAAAAUCUAAAAAUUAAACUUUCAGCAUUAGCAAUUUUUUUUUUAAAUCCCAGUCCAGUAGCCCAUUUAUGCACAAGUUCUAAUAAUCACGAAUGCCAUAGGCACGCUGGCUUUAGAAGAAAUUUUAUACAGCAGAGCUACAUACAUCUUUAAGUACCAGUUGCCAGGAAUUCAAACAUAAUGGCUGGUCAUGUGGCUUCUAUUACACUGAUGAAAUUCCUCCAGACACAGGAGAAGAAAGAACAAUAAAAUAUACAUUACAAACAAAAA